AACAACAACAACAAUCUGUUAAACUCCUGUAGGUCUCUGACUUGUAAGGUUCAUGAAAGUAGAAACUGCAAAUAGAAUUCAACUUGCCUAAGAACUGAGAUAUGAAAGCCAGCGAAGAAUCAAAACUAUUGCUGCCCGCAUAAACGAAUUGACCAUGGAUGGAACUAUAAACAGUCAAAUCAAGAGAGCCGUUACAUAGAAAAACCUCACGUGUUAUUACUACAGUUACUCGGUAAGCGGCUUCUCUAACUAUGGCACAAGCACAGCUACAUCAGCCACCACAGCAGCAACUGCAUCCUCCCCAGCAGCAGCAGCAGCCACCUCAAAUACAGUUGCAGUCGCAACCACCACAGCAGCCAAAAAUUCAGCCAGCAACAGACUUUGGACCAGAUAGUGGAGGAAGAAUAAAGGGACUUACCAUUGUGAAACCACUUGUUUAUGGAAAUGUAGCCCGCUAUUUUGGUAAGAAGAGAGAAGAAGAUGGCCAUACACAUGAAUGGACUGUUUAUGUUAAGCCCUAUAAUAAUGAAGACAUGUCUACUUAUGUCAAGAAGAUUCACUUUAAAUUGCAUGAAAGUUAUGCUGAUCAAAAUAGAGUACUGACUGAACCACCUUAUGAAGUUACGGAGACAGGAUGGGGUGAAUUUGAAAUUGUGAUCAAAAUUUUCUUUCAUGAUCCAAAUGAAAGACCAGUAAAAAUCUAUCACAUAUUGAAGUUAUUCCAGUCAGCACCAGGAACAACACCUCCUGUUGUACCAACAGAUCUUAAAAAGCCUCUGGUCUCAGAGUUUUAUGAAGAAUUAAUCUUUCAAGACCCCUCAGCCAUGAUGCGGCAGUUGUUGACAAACACAAGACAACUUACCCUGGGUGAAUACAAGCAUGACACAGAUUUUGAGGAGAAAAAGGACAAAACCCUGAAAAACCUUAUCAACGCUAAAGAGAAGAUAUCUGCAGAAAUUGUAGAUUUACGGGAGAAGAUCAAACUUGCAAAAGAUACGAUCACAAAAUUCAAAGAUGAAAUCAAUAAGUGUCAGACAGAGAUGGCUAUCGAUGUAUCAGGCUUAUCUUGAAUUUUCAUAUUAAUGUAAUUAGUAUAAAGUAGGACUACCAGACCAUGAUGAACUGGCAUUGUUUACACAGAUGACAACAAGAUAGUUGUAGUAAUUAAUUGCAGCUUCAUGGAAAUUCAAAACUUAUAUACAGUAAGCUUAAGAGAGGUGAUGAUUCUUACUGUUUCCUCAGGGGAUUUUGUGCAAGUCUUGUCAUUGUUGCUGUUAAGAGUUAAAACAGUCUUGCUGUAUGUUUUCUUUAGCAUCAUAACUUUUUUAAUGAAACUGGAACUUCUGUUUAGAGGGAACUGUUUGCUUUGUAUCCAUUUUUGUAUCUUAUGUGCAAUGGAUUCUAUAUAGAGUUUAUAAAAGCAAGAAUUUGUCACAUUUUUUAGAAUUCAGUGUAAAAUUAAUGUAGAAGAAGAUUGUAAUAUAUUUAUUUGUGUGCACGCAGUAUUCCACAGUUCAGAAAAUGUGAAUAGAGAGAAGCAGCUGUAAUCUGCUAAAAGUUAAGCGUAUUCAUGAAACAAAUAAUGAAUAAUUAUUACAUUAUUUCUCAGUUAACCACUUGAAAUAAUUUUAUGUACUAAUUCGAAGUUCAUGAAGUUUCGUGCGUCAGAACAGAAAUUGAUGUCUAUCAAGGUUAAUGUAAAGUUUGCUUUAGAGCAUGUAUUAAUACAAUUUUAUACCUCUUACAUAAAGUUAUGUGUAUUUUGACUUUGCUUAGAAAAUUUUUGUUUGCAACGUGGUUAUGGAACACUAUUAUUAUUUUUACUUAAUUUUUUGCAGUUUAAACAAGCUAAAUUAAUGAGUUAAAUAGUACUCCAUUAAUUACAGAUUGUUCCACUUGUAGCAUUUUACAUUCCGAACGUGUAUCUUUUUGUUCUAAGGUUUAAUAACAUCCUAGAUAUAAUUUAAUAAUCCCCUCAAGAAAAUCCCGCUGUAAUAUUUUUUUGGGUAAGAAAUCUCGAGAAACAUGAGCGUGUGUAAUGCACGCAUAAUACUGUCAUCAGCAGAGGAUGUUGGUGCUCUUUCUUUUGAGAUUAUGUCUCAGCUCUGUUAAAAGUUUAACCAGGAUAAAGGAAAUAUUAGAUUGGAAGGGCUAAAAACCAAGAAAAAUUAAUCCUUAAAUAUUUUUGCCUCAUUUUUAUUUUGUUGUUGUUUUCUGAUGCAAGCAAAAGCUUUUGAAGUUUUGGCAGAUUUGUUACUGUAAUUGUGGUAAUAAAUUUUUUACCACAAAUACCAGACAGUAAGAUAUCAGAGGUGUAAAGUCUCUGAAUAAUUUUAUAGCUGCGUUAUGACUUUCAUCAAACUAAAAUAAGGAGGAAGUUAAAGUAUUUCCAUUUAUGUAUAUGUUAAUUUGGUUAAGUUAAUGUACAGAACUAAUUGUAAUUUUUAUAGUGCAUGCACCUUUUUUCUUAUAUGUAAGAUGAUGUCAUGUUUCUAUAAUACAGUACAGUAUACGUAUCUAUAUUUUAGAAACAUACUCAACCAAGCCAGCAAUUUUUGUACUAUUUAUGUUGAAAUUUUUUUUUUAUAGAAUAAAAAUGACUAGAA
Messenger RNA from Macrobrachium nipponense, 2606 nucleotides. RefSeq names its product YEATS domain-containing protein 4-like (gene Gas41). The record is from RefSeq and is a predicted model, not a curated record. Gene Ontology annotation, biological process: regulation of DNA-templated transcription. Lineage: Eukaryota; Metazoa; Arthropoda; Malacostraca; Decapoda; Palaemonidae. Bases 252 to 1070 code for a protein of 272 amino acids. The transcript has 6 exons.